Molecule: messenger RNA, 6410 nt
Organism: Biomphalaria glabrata
Lineage: Eukaryota; Metazoa; Mollusca; Gastropoda; Planorbidae
Product: sorting nexin-25-like
Exons: 24
Coding region: 254-3211 (985 amino acids)
Cellular component (GO): intracellular membrane-bounded organelle; early endosome membrane
Molecular function (GO): phosphatidylinositol binding
Source: RefSeq, a predicted model, not a curated record
UAAUGAUAUCGACUCUUAACUUUGCAGACUACGUCGAUGACAUUAAAAACAUCGAUAAUUCAUCAGAUCAAAGAUCUAGAAAUAUUUCAGUAUUUCUUAAUCCAGAUCUAUAUAAAUGUCUCAGUCUGGAUCUAAGAUGUGUAGAAGUAAAUGUAUCCAAAUGAAGAUCUAGAUCGAAUCUCUGAUUAAAUAUGAUAAGCAGCAUUGAGUGUCAGUAGUUAUCUACUGGGCAGAGGAGGCAAAUACAGAUGUCAUGAAUCAAGUGCAUUAUGUGGCUCUAUCUGUUGGUGUAGUUCUACUCUCCAUAAUCUUCUACUGCGGAUGGAUGUGGAAUUUUCUUUGGAUUAUCUUCCAUAUCAUCAUAUUCUCACUUGGUUUCUAUUAUGCCGUCCAGUGGAAUCUGCUCAGCAGCAAAAUGUAUGAGUACACACCGAAUCCCAUUGCAUUGAAAAAAUCGGCAGUGAAUACGGUGAUACGAAAGAUGAUAGAAAUAAACUCGAGAAAUGCAGAGCAGCCACAGCCUAGGAAAGUUGUGAUAUCUCAUAACUUGGACAAUGUUUUGCAGGAUGUCAUAGAUCUUAUAUGUCGGCAUUACAUUUUAGUUUGGUAUGAAUCGAUAUCAGAAGAUCAAGCAUUCGUCAAGCAUGUUCAAGUUGAAAUGUGGAAGGUUAUAGACAAGGUCAGCAGAAGAUUGUCUGAAAUAGAUCUUGUACGUUUUUUGUCCCAAGAUGUGCUUGACUGUCUAAACCAGCAUUUUAAAAAUAUUCGACUAGCAAAAAAAAAUAAAUUGGACAAAUCAGAGGAGGAUUUUAAACAGUUUCUCCUGCAUUCCUGGCUGAAAGAAGAGGAGAAGGAGCUGAGCUGUCUGAGAAAUGUGUCGGAAACUCUACUACUGUUGUUGUUGUCUCCACCUUACGCCACUUGUGCCCCACUUCGACAUUUACUCAGGGAAAUUAUUGCAUGUUCUGUUUUGAAGCCUACCAUUGAUCUGCUGUGUGAUCCAGACUUUAUCAAUCAGAAAUUGUUGGACUACAUGGCGUACAGAGAGAAGUUGUACGCAGACACAAAGAGAACAUACAUGUACUCAGCCACGUAUGAGGGCUUCAUAAAGAAGAUCAAAUCUUCAGAUUCAAUCACUGACUUGAAACAAAUGAGAUACCACAUUAUCUCAGAAAUACUCCAAGCCUCAGCAAUCAAUGCAUUAAAAAAACAACAAGGUCUCAAUACAGAUAAAGAUGUGGCCCCAAAAGGUACAAAUAAAGGACAGCUUCUUAAAGCGAGAAAUCUUGAACGUUACAAAAAUCAGCUAAAUGUAGCCAAGCAGCUUUGUGAAAAACGCAUAAUCUCCCUUGGAGGCUCCAUAUUUGAAGCCUCACCAAACUCUUCAGUGAAAGAGGAAGAGCUUCCUGGUCAAAAGUUAUUCUCCUUCACUGUCAUAAUGGAAAUGCCACAAUUCAGAGAUUAUUUUAUGAAAUUUUUAAAGAAAGAAGGUGCUGAGUCUUAUUUGGGAUUCUGGAUUGCUGUGGAAAAACUGAAAGGAACAUCAAAGGACCAACGUCACCAAGUAGCCAGUGAUCUCUACCAGCAGUAUAUAGUUAGUAGCUCCUCUCUCGUCAAAGUGGAUAAGACGAUUCUCAAAGGAAUGGAGGAAUUUUUACGCGGAGACAAAGGUCAUGAAGCCUUUGUGUCAGGGCAGAAAAUUGUACAGAACUACUUGGAAGAACACUACUACCCUUCCUUCAUAGUGAGUGAGACUUACCAUCAGUUGUCUGCCAGUGUUACAGACUCUCUUACUUCUGAGGAGGAAUCUGCCACGUCUGAGGAGUUGUUCCUAGAGUCUGAUACUAUUGGAGAUAUGGAAGACAGUUUAAUGGCUGGUCAGUCCUACCAUGCCCAGCAAAGACUCAGAGCAAUUGACAGUAAGAUUACAAACAAGAUGAGAGCACUCAGUGCACAGAAGUCAUCUCACAAACUGGAAAGUGGAUCCAAACUGAAGAAAGUUCAGGAAGAUAUGGAGCGAGAGUUGGCAACUCUAAAAGAAGAUAAACUUGCAUUAGAGAAACACAUAGCCAGAACACAGAAGUGGAUAGACAACAUUGGACACUGGAGUGCACAUAUCUAUGAUGCCUCUAUCAUAACAACAGAAGAAGAUCGCAAGACUCCCCAGUUUGUUAUCUUAGUGUCCUUGUCUAGUGAAGAUGAGGAUAGCCCACAUUUAAUCAGCACUUCCUCAGAAGGUUGGGCAAUCUCUAGAACUUUGGAGGAUUUCUACACUCUCCAUGAGAAACUGUCACUGAUUAGCAGCUUGCUCCAAAAGAAAGAGUUACCCUCCAGUGGCAUCUUGUUUAAAACAUUGGACAAAGCUUUCCUAACCAGGGCUACAACAAUGCUGGAUGACUAUUUAUCUACUGUCUUGAAAGAUGAUAAACUUGUGCACAAUGAAAGCCUGUAUGCCUUUCUGUCGCCAACUCCAGAGUUUGUUUAUCAGUCUACAGCCUCGGAGAAAAAGAGUAAAUUUUCUUUACCCUCCUUCUUGAAAAGUUUGCCGAGCAUUAGAUCAGAGGCCCAAGAGACAGAGGAAGAGUUUAUGUUCAGUGGGGAUGAUGGCUCAGAGAAAGACAGAAGCACAGACUCUAUAGUGAAACCCCUCUACAGGCUGGUGGAAGAAGUCUUUGAAUUACAUGGUCUGUUUCGGUGGUUUCGUAAAACUCUGAUGAAUUUUGUGGAGUUGACGUUUGGACGCUCAAUGGACAGACAAUUGAAAGAAACAGUGGACCAACUGGUCAGCGAGCAAAUGUUGAUCUACUACAUUCAACUCUUUAAAGACAGCAUGUGGCCUGAUGGUCAGCCACCCAGUCCAGCCCAGCCCAGGUCAGAACAGCAGAAACUUGAUGACCGCCUUCAAGCCAAAGCUAAAUUGCUAGAAAAUAUGCCAGAUCCUUUGAAAACUUUACUUGGAGAAGAGAAUGGACGCAGAGGAAUGAUCAAAAUCUUUGAAGUAUUGCAGCACAAGAAUCUGAAUAAACAUUUAUUGUAUAAUCUGUUGGAGAUAUUUCUUCUAGAACUUCUGCCUGAACUGAAGAAAACCAAAGAACAAAUCUUGAGACAAAAUUCAGCAAGUCAAGAGGAGCCUGUGGUUAAACCAGAGAAAGUAGAUUCUGCUAUGUCUUUAGUGCAGGCCACCAAACAUUUUUUCACAAGGCAAAAGUAAGUGGCACAGGAGGGUUUGAAACUAUUUUUGUUUUACCUUCCCUUAAGGUGGCGGUUAGCUGACUCUUGUGAUAUAAUAAUGUAAAUUUAGACUAAACAGCUGACUCUUGUGAUAUAAUAAUGUAAAUUUAGACUAAACAGCUGACUCUUUUGAUAUAAUAAUGUAAAUUUAGACUAAGUGGCAACAGCAAUUUAUGACUGUAUGAGGGUGAUCACCUCAGUACAAUCUGUAAUGUUCAUGUUUAAGAUUUGAGGAUAACAUUUUGAUUAAGGUCAACAAUUAAUGUGGGUUACCAAAAAUGUUAAAUAUGCUAUACAUUCUAGAUAACACAUUAGCUCAAGCCUGAACUUACUGUCAGUAUUAAUUUUUUUUUGUUUAUAGCAGGGUAGCUGUACACUUGCUUUUUAUGAUGUGUAUUCUGUAUGUUUAAUAAUGUUUCUGAAGCUUUAACUGUUCCAUUUCUAACCAAGUGCAAUAGCCAAGUCUAAGAUUAAAUGGAUGACAUUUUUUGUUGAAACUUUUUGAGUUUUUGUAAAUAUGAAUACAUAUGCUAUUAUUGUGGUCGCUAGUCCAAAUGGUGUGUGUAUACAUAAAAGAUGUAAUGCAUAAUACUGGGUCCUGAAUUGAUGGUGUAGUGUAAUGCUUUAUAGUUAUGUUGUAUGUGGGAUAUAAAUUGACUUGCUAUAAUGUAUGUGGGACAUAGAUUGACUUAUGUAUGUGGGAUAUAGAUUGACUUGUUUUAAUUUAUGUGGGGAUAUAGAUUGACUUGUUGUAAUGUAUGUGGGAUAUAAAUUGACUUGCUAUAAUGUAUGUGGGAUAUAAAUGGCUUGUAGGACAAAGAUUGACUUUGAUGUUUACUGCUAGUUGGUUUUGAUUCCCUGUAUUCUCUUCAUUCGGUUUAUUUAUUUACGUUUUCUCUUUGAAUCUUUAUAAUCUGGGUUUUUACAAUUCACAUCUAUGUUUAAAUUGGAUGCUACAUUAAACCUAGAUAAUCUGAUGCAAUUUUAUUCUAUUCUUAGUGAUUCAUUUCAAAGCUUUUUUUGUUUUGCUUUGAGUCAGGAUUCUAGUCUCUACAAAACUUUCAAUCCAUAUAGACAGAUUAGAUUGACAUUUUGUAUUGCAGUUUAUUUUAGGUUCAUUAGAUUGACAUUUUGUAUUUCAGUUUAUUUUUCAUUCAUUAGAUUGACAUUUUGUAUUUCGGUUUAUUUUUGGUUCAUUAGAUUGACAUUUUGUAUUUCUGUGUAUCUUUGUUUCAAACCCUUUUUGUUUUAUGCCAUACAGAAGUCAGCCAAUGGAGGUAAAAAUGAUUUUAUAAAUGACAUUUUAUUUAGUUUUAAGAUAGUGAAAAAAAUAUAUCUAAAAAAAAAAAAAACUAUUUUAAGUCAGAUUCAAAUCGGAUUUCUAUAGUUUAUUAAUGCCAUUGAGCAGUAUAAAGUUAUAACUGAAAUUUUACUUUAAGACCAGACUAUAACCUAUGCACCAUUACAAUUUGUUACUUCAUUCAAGCGAAAUAAAAAAAUAUUGUUUUUUUAAAUAAACAUUAAAUCAUUUCUUCUUACUGUAAACCAAACAAAAUCAGAUCAGCCUUUUUAAUUUUACUUUUUUUUUUUUUAUUGUGCUGACGUCUGCACUGAUUUGAUUUUGUAGUUAUCCUCCCAUAUAUGGAGCUAGACUGAGAAAUAGAAUAUUUUAAUUAUUAGUAGUCUAGCUCUUCUGAACUUUUUUGCAUUUGUGCAUAAACACUUCAGGUGUGUGCUGUCUUGUGUGUAUGUGUAUUUUGUUGUCUGGUAAAAAAAGGACCAGAUGUGUGUGUGUGUUUUGAUGCUGAAUCAUGAACAUGUUGUUUCAUAAACAUACCUCACUGGUGUUUUUAUAGUUUAACAUCGAAAACAUUGGAUCAUUACUUAACAAAUUGUAUUUAUUACUUCCCUUUGUUGUAUGUACAAGUUACUUUCCUUUUGUUGGGUACACCAUAAAAGCAAAAAAAAAAAAAGAUGAAUUCCAAUCAUGUUAUGAACUAGGGACAAUACUAUUUGUCUCUAAGUAACAAUGAAUUCUUAGCACUGUGAUAAUUGACAAUAUGGACAUUUUUUUUGGUUUUAAUUGUAAUGAGCAGCUUUUGUGUUCAGUAUCAUGAUAAACACUUGACAAUGGAGUGUUGUAAAUAUUUAGUUUCAAAAUGUGGACUCAUUUUAUUUGUCCCCUAGUCAUUCAUUAUUUUUAUUAUUGUAAAUUUUGUUUCCUUUAGGAACAUGUUCAGCUUUUAGGUAAAAUCACUUUUAGCAGAGUGUAAACAUUAUUUGUCUUAUUGAUAUUUUUUUUUGUAAGUUGAUAUUUUUUAUUUUAAUCUUACAAAGCUUGAUCCAAUAGAUGCUGUACAUUUUAAGUUGACUUUCCAGUUGUAUAUAAAUUAUCAUUAUUUAAGAGGUAAUUCCUUCAGAUGAAUCUAGGAAAGAUGAUGAUUUUAGAAGAUGUACAAAUUCAGUGUAUCAGACAACAUUAGGAAGUGAUUGUUUUUUGUCCUAAUAAUUAUUUGGUCCAAUGAACUGGAUUUUUAAUAUGCUGGUUGUUCAGUUAACAGGAUAUGGCUGUUUUUGAAACUAGAACAAUAGAGCUUACACAAAGUGAACAUUUAAAUUAUAUGUCAGUGCCUAACAUUGUGUGGCUACAAAUUUGCUUUAAUAGUGAGUUAUUAUAAUUUAACAUUAUUUCAUUUCUCUUCCUACUAAGUUAAACUUUGUAAUAAUUCGACAUUGCUAAUUAUUUCAUUACUUUUUUUUUCUUUACACUUAAGAUGUAAAUAUUAAUUAUGUCCAUUUUGUUCUUGUGAUUAUGUCCCUUUGACUCCCCUCCCCCCCCCCCCCCCCUCCAUUGUUGUACCAGUACUGUUGAUCCAUCACUCCCCCUCCCUCCCGCCCCCGCACUUUGGGCAGCUAGUCAUUGAAUGACAGUCAGUAUACCAUCACAUUGUAUGGAUGUGAAUCAAGUCUCGACAGCCAUCACUGUAGUCCAGAUUCCUUCCAUGCAAGUAGCUCUCGGGAUGUUACAAGCUAGACAAAGCUCAAUCUAAACCAUGUCAGAGAUUAUACACGAGUUUCAAGUCCUGUAGAAUGUUUGUUCUGAAUGAGGCUCUGUCCAUGGCUAUACUGUAACUAUAUCUGCCUUUUGUAAUUACUCUCCAAUAAAAGCAAAAUGAUCA